Messenger RNA from Mizuhopecten yessoensis (Yesso scallop), 2347 nucleotides. Its product is annotated as tumor susceptibility gene 101 protein-like. The transcript is spliced from 11 exons. Gene Ontology annotation, biological process: endosome to lysosome transport; protein modification process; protein transport. Lineage: Eukaryota; Metazoa; Mollusca; Bivalvia; Pectinida; Pectinidae. Gene Ontology annotation, molecular function: ubiquitin binding. Gene Ontology annotation, cellular component: ESCRT I complex. Bases 244 to 1560 code for a protein of 438 amino acids. The record is from RefSeq and is a predicted model, not a curated record.
GCUGUACAAACAUGUAGCAAACACUGAUUCAUUCUUUAAUAUUUAUAUGGCUGACAUAAUCUUCUGAAAUGGAAAUUUAUCGACAUUGUUCACGUAUAUAGAAUGUAGGAAUAUAGCUGAUAAAGUGUGGGAUAGGUAACUUGAUAACUCAUAUAUAAACAAGGAUAUAUUAUUUAUACGUAGCGUUUGUGACGUAAUUUGGCACUAGAAAAUUAUUUUGUACUUCUUUGAAACCCAUCAACGAUGACGACGAACUACGAAUCAUAUCUGAAAACAUCUCUAGCCAAGUAUAAGUAUGCAGACAUUGCCAAAAGAGAUGUACUGAAUGUAUUUCAACAAUUCAAGGACCUUCGACCAGCUUACAAUCCUUACAUUUUCAAUGAUGGGUCGAAAAAGGAGCUCUUGAAUUUGGACGGGACUAUUCCUGUAUCAUACAGAAGUGUUACCUAUAAUAUCCCAGUGUGUAUCUGGAUCCUGGACACGCACCCCUACAAUCCUCCAAUGGUCUUUGUCAAACCUACAACCAGCAUGCAGAUCAAACAGGGGAGAAAUGUCGACGCCAACGGCAAAGUGGAUCUGCCCUAUCUCCGCGACUGGAGAUAUCCUCAAUCGGACCUACUUGGAUUGAUACAGAUACUUGUGAUUGUAUUUAGCGAUGAUCCUCCAGUAUUUUCCCGGGGUCAGGCUCAGGCACAGCGACAGCAGCAGCAAUACUCCCAACAACAGCCAUCCAACCUUCCAUACCCCUCACAAGGAGGCUUUCAGAUGCCAACACCAGGAGGAACCACCGCCAACCCUCCAGCAUAUAGCCAGUACCCCUCAGGGGGGUACAAUCAGGCAGGGAGCAGACCCGAGUACAAUUACGGUGGAAAUUACCCACAGCAAGGAUUUCCAGCAUAUCCACCAAGUACAGGGAGCUACCCCCAGAGUGGUCAGCAGCAGUACCCGUCCCAGACCCCGUACCCAGGCUAUCCUCAAUCACAGUACCCCACAUCUACCGCCAGUACAGUGACCAGCUCUAGCCAGAGUGGGCCUGGUAAUACCAACACAGUGACAGAAGAACACCUUAGGAUGUCACUGUUAUCAGCCGUCGAGGAUAAAAUGAAACGGAGGCUGAGGGAAAUAUUUGAACAAGCGCAGGCUGAAAUGAAUGUGUUGCACAAAACGCAGACAGAUCUUCUUCAAGGGAGGGACAAAUUGGACAAAAUGAUGAAGGAUCUGGAUACGGAAAAGAAUGACAUCGAGAACAAUAUUCAAAUGUUGAAGGAGAAGGAUAGUGAGGUCAAGAACGCCUUGGAUAAGAUGGGCAAACAGGGGGGACUGAACAUCGACGAUGCAGUGGUCACCACCAUGCCGCUGUAUAAACAGUUGGUGAACUCAUUCGCAGAGGAACAAGCCAUUGAAGAUGCGUUGUUCUACCUCGGCGACGCACUACGCAAAGAUGUCAUUGAUAUUGAUGUCUUCCUAAAGCAAGUAAGAGAACUUUCAAGAAGACAGUUCAUGUUGCGAGCCUUAAUCACAAAAUGCCGUGACAAAGCAGGGUUAUCUCCCUUGGCCUGAAGAACUCGAACAGCUUAAAAAAUCGACAACUUCACAGAGUGGCCAUCUUACCACUGUGAAUCACAGAUUGUUCUGUGAAAAGAUUUAUUCAGAAAGUUCAGUUGUGAACGUUUAAACUGUUCAUGACAAAAUGAAUUUCUAUACUUGACUGAAGUGGAAUUUCAAUUUACAAAAUAAAAAUUGUGUAAAAAAUGGAAAAAAAUGCUUCUUUUAAAUAAAAGAAGAAGAAAAAAAUAAAUCUACUAACCUCGUAUAGUCUUUAUGAAUUAACAGUGAUUUGCAACAAACAAACUGAAGUGAAGACAGAAUUGAACCUUUAGACAUUAGGUCUUUUACCAAUCAGAAGGCUUGCUUUGGUGUGUAACUGCAGGAGGCCGAAUUUGCAUUGUCAUUUGAAGCAGAGAAAAGAAGCAAUAGUAGGAACAGAAGAAAAAAGAAUAAUUUUGCAAAAAGAGAAGAUGGAGUGAAAUAUGAUGAGUCGUCAACAUAAGAAAGCCUUGUUCCUAUUGGCCAUUCUAUGAUGAAGAGACUGUUUCAUGUUAGUAUAACAUGUCUGUAUAUUUUGCGUCAUAGAACUUUGUAAUUAUAGGAUAACGUAAAAUGUGUCAAGAUCCUAAGGUGAAUUUGCUCUUUGACUUUCACUUUCAUUCCUAUUUUUUCUAAUAGCAGUAUUGGUGAAUUUCUUUAUGAAUUGUAAGUUUUCAAAAUCUACAAGAAAAACUGUAUUUAACAUAGCUUGAUUUAUUUAUUUUUUAAAUUGUUCAACCUAAAUAAGAUUUUUGUUUUG